Messenger RNA from Seriola aureovittata, 3662 nucleotides. RefSeq names its product forkhead box protein N2. Gene Ontology annotation, biological process: regulation of DNA-templated transcription. The record is from RefSeq and is a predicted model, not a curated record. Lineage: Eukaryota; Metazoa; Chordata; Actinopteri; Carangiformes; Carangidae. The coding region runs from base 1309 to 2448 and encodes 379 amino acids. The transcript has 5 exons. Gene Ontology annotation, cellular component: nucleus. Gene Ontology annotation, molecular function: cis-regulatory region sequence-specific DNA binding; DNA-binding transcription factor activity.
AAGGUGCUAGAGCUCAUUAUAUGACCUACAGUCUAUGACUGAGUCAGACAUAUUUUGCAAAGUUAUACUCAGAGGUGGAAAUGAACUGAAAUUAAUUUAGUUAGUGUACAAUUUUGAGGUACUGGUGUUUUACAUGAGAAUUGCCAUUUUGUGGGAAUGAAUGUUACAUUUCAGAGAAAAAUUGUGCCAUUUUUAUGCCUAUGUGCAGUGACAGCCGUGGCUAGAGGCAUUAUGGUUUCAGUGUGUCCAUCAGUACUAUUCUCAUGAAUGCGAUAUCUUAGUAGCACCUUAACUGAAUUUCUUCAAAUGUAAGUAAUGAUAAUACAAUUGUGUAAUAAACACUGACAGAGGUCAUUAUGCUGCAUAAUGACUACUUGUAACACAACAUUGUUCUGAAACUACCAGUGGUGGGAGUAAAAGAAGCAGUAGCAUAUAGUGUAGAAGUAAUGCAUUCAAAAUUGCUAUUAAGUAAAAGUGCAAAAAUAUUGGCAUCAAAAUCAAAGUAAAGUAAUGCAAAAAUGCAAUGCAGAAUGGCCAGUUUCAGAAUAAUGUAUAUUUUAUUAUUGGAUUACAAAUAUUGAUCAGUUAAUAUGUACAGUGCUGGGUAGCUUAAUCUGUAAUAAUACAUAAUAAUGUAUUAUAUUUUAUAUUAAUAAUCUGAAUUCAGAGUAACAAUAGCUGUCAAAUAAAUGUAGGGCAAUAAAAAGUACAAUAUUUGCCUCUGAAAUGCAGUGGAGAAGCAUAAAGUGUUACAAAAUAGAAAUACUGAAGUCAAGUACAAAGUACAAAAUUGUAUUUAAUUAGAGCACUUAAGCAUUUGAGUAAAUGUAUUUAGUUACUCUCCACCCCUGCCCCUCACAAACAUUACUUUAUAAAUGCAGGACUUUUACACAGUGGACAUGCUUUUACUUGAUUAAGAAAUCCAAAUACUCUCUCCACUGGCAACCAUCCAUUUUUACCACUGAUACUACUUCUUUACUUAAUAUUUAACGAGGUACUUUACAUUGAUGUUACUCACUGUCUUACUGCUGAUUGGUCUGAGACUGUGCACUCGGAGCGGGAACGCGCCUGGGAACGCGCACACUGCAGAGCGUCUUUUUCGUUUCCAUGGAAACCGCGGACGGCAACACAGCACGGAGCGAGAGCUGUCCGACUCUGACUCUACUUUCAAACGCCAGAAUCUCACCUUUAACUUUUCAACGACGUAUUCUGGACAUUCAAGGAGCUCUCACUUCUGCCACAAUUACCGCUUUGGUAAUUUGCAGUGGUACAGCUGAAUGACCCUGGAAGUUUCCUCCGGGAAGAGAGAUGGAAAAUAGCUCUCAAACACUGCCACCCUCCUCCCCAUGUCCCACCACUUUUGGAGUGUCACUACCUUUUUCCUCCUCGCCACAGCAGACCUGCUCCAACAGUCGUAUUUCGCUCCCACUUUCACCUAUUUCAUUCCCCCCAUCCCCUACCUCACUUUCUCCAGCAACAGCAGAGUCCAUUCACUCUUCCUCCCCGCUUUCAUACUACACAGCAUCUCAGUGCCUCGAAGGACAAAACAUACAAUGCGUCAGCUCUGCAAACAUAUCUGACCAGGAUGACCUGACCUGCCUCAGCUGGCUGCAUCAGAGAGGCAACCUACUACCACUGCAGCCCCUUCCCAAAAUGACACCAGUGCCUCAGCUAGAGUCCUCUUCACCUACUCAGCCUCUUCCACCUGCCUUGUCCAAGCCACCCUACUCCUUCAGUAGUCUGAUUUUCAUGGCAAUAGAAGAUUCACCAGACAAGAGGCUUCCAGUGAAGGGCAUCUAUGAAUGGAUUGUGAACAAUUUCCCCUACUACAGGACAGCCUCUGGAGGCUGGAGGAACUCUGUGAGACACAACCUGUCCCUGAGCAAGAGCUUCUGUCGCAUUCAGAGGGACAAGAGCCAGUCAGUGGGGAAGGGAUCACUGUGGUGUGUUUGUCCAGAGUAUCGGCCUGCGCUCCUGGAGGUGCUGAGGAAGACCCACAGUUAUCACAGCACUAACAGCAAUCUGAUAAACAAGCCUGCACUGUUUGAAGGAGCUGACUAUGGGAUGCCUGCAGUGUGUGACCCUAUGGAGAUCUCAGAUCCUCUUUCUCACACCCUCCUCCUUUCUACCACCUCACCCCAAACCCUGACCACUGAUAACCCAACUUUUGCUGAAAACGCACCGUGCCCUUUGACCCCGGAUAAUGAGGAGCUUGUCACCAUGGAGUCGGUUGAUUACCAGCAGGAGGUCAACGAGGAGAUGGAGAAGGACCCUCUGUCAGAUAGCGGGUACAUCGAGUUACACUACUACCAGUCUCACCAGUACCAGUACCUGGUGCUGCCAGGUGACACCGAGCUGGACCUGGAGACUGUGGAGAUCCUUCAGCUGGAUGCCGAGGCCCAGGAGGCUGCUGGGUCACUGCUGGACCUAGCCGGUGGUGGAUAUUAAUUUGAUUUCCCAUUUAACAGUCACAACUGAUGCAAUGCUUCAAAAAACCAACAUAAAUGGGAUUUAUGUUGGUUUGGAUGGAGUGAUGAUGUUUGGUAAAUUGUUGCUACUUCCUAAGAUGGCGACACUGCCCUAAGGCUUGUGUAUUGUGUAUUUAGAUAACAAUAUAGUUCAACUUUACUGGUGGACUAACAAGACUAUGGAUCACAUUACUUCACAUGUAUUCAGGCACUUUCAGCACAGAAGCUGAAUUUACCACCAUACCAUGCCAUACAUAAACAACCUGGACAAAGACUUGAGAGUGCAAUGUUAGGAUGAGAUACAUGGACAAAAUUACACUCUGAGAUUUUAAAAUGAGGGGAAAGUAUUAAUAGAGUAUGGUCUUCAAUAUAAUAAGUUUUUAGGGUUUCCACUGUGAUUUUAAACAGAUCAAGUUCAUUCUCAGGGGUGGAAGGAGUGCUUUGUUCCAACUCAAGUAAGUAGGAUUUAUAUAGCGUUGGAACCUGCACAAGGAAGUACAAAUGUAGCUCUUUGGAGAAAUACAUUGAGCAGUACACUGACUCAUAUCCACACUGCUACCAUUUCAAUAUGAAUAUGUCUUACCAACCAACUCUUCUCCAAUUCUUCUAAGUGGUUACCACCUUUUCUUUAUAAGAAUGUUUUCUUGCCACAUUGUGGGAGAAAAAAAAAAAAUUUUAAAACAACCUUAAGUUGAAUAUCUUGCCCCUUAACAACAUUGUUAUUGUUCUGAAAAUGCUGUCUUUCUAAAAGUAGUUGUGUGUAAUACUUAUCAAAAAAUACUUUAUUUAUAAUGUAGUUCCAAUUGUAGAUUGUACUCAAAAAGUGGGAAAGCACUACACAGUUACAAUAAGUACUUCCAAUUUUAUAUCUAAGUAAUUUCUUCAUACCCAUUGUCAUUCUUCAGAUCAUGUUUGCUACAGUUGAUUUUAUGUACAUGAUGUUAUGUUACUGAGCCCUGAAAGUCUUUAGUUAUCUGUUAAAUUGAAAACCUGGAUAUGAUCUUGUAAGCUAAGCUAAGCUGCCUUCAAUCAGGAAUAGUGUGUUUGGAAUUUUGAGUUAAAAUGUAAGAUGAACUCACUGCCAUUUAAACCAUCUUAUAUUUCAGGAUACACUGAAUAUCUGUUUGUAAAUUGUAUGUAUUUUAAAAUGCUAUAGAUUUUGUAAUCUAACAAAUAAAAUCUGUCAUGCUGUUA